CAAAGAGCUCUGCAUUGUCGUCAACACAUUUCAUUACAUUUCAAAAAAUAAAAAAUGUCAAAAAUAGUCAAGUUUGAAGGCCACAACUACCUUCGUCAAAGGCUAGUGUUGGCAACACUUUCAGGAAAAAUUCUAAAGAUUGACAAGAUUCGUUCCAACGAUGCCAAUCCUGGACUUCGAGAUUUCGAGGCAAACUUUUUACGAUUAUUGGAGAAGGUCACAAACGGAGCAACAAUCGAGAUCAGUUACACAGGUACAUCAAUCGUCUAUAAGCCAGGAGUGAUUAUUGGUGGAAAAGUAUAUCAUGACUGCGGGAAUUCUCGUGCGAUCGGAUAUUUCCUAGAACCUCUCAUUGCCCUUGGACCAUUCUCGAAGACCCCUAUGAACAUCACAUUGAACGGAAUUACGAAUGAUAAUGUCGAUAUAUCUGUUGAUAUCAUACGUACAGUACUUCUUCCACAGCUCAAAAAGUUUGGUAUCGAGGAAGGACUUGAAUUGGAUAUUGCUGUACGUGGAGCUCCACCAAAUGGAGGAGGGAAAGUUACGUUUAGAUGUCCUAUUAUCCGUACAUUAAAACCUAUUCAAUUUCUGGAUGAGGGCCGUAUCAAGAGGAUUCGCGGCGUUGCUUACUGUACCCGUGUAGCACCACAGUUCUCAAACCGCAUGGUAGAUUCUGCAAGGGGUAUGCUCGACUAUAUUAAUGAUAUCAACAUUGCAGCAGUACACUAUCAGGGCGAUAAAUCAGGUCUUUCACCAGGCUUUGGUAUUUCUUUAUUGGCCAAGACGACGACUUCUGCAUUCUACUCUGCAGAGCUCGCUGGAGGGCCAGGGCAGGCACCUGAAGAUGUUGGAUUGCAGGCUGCGCGUAUGUUGUUAGCAGAAAUUCGGAAAGGAGGAUGUGUAGACUCUAUUUCACAAACAUUGAUACUUUUGAUGAUGGUCUUGGGACCCAAUGAUGUCAGUAAAGUUCGCGUUGGCGAAUUAACUCCUUUUACAAUUCAGUACCUACGUGAUUUACAAGACUUUUUCGGCUCAACGUUCAAGAUUACACAAGAAACAGACAAGGACAAGACAGUUCUUGGAGCAGCACCCGAUACGUUAGUCAUGACAUGUGUCGGCAUCGGUUAUGUGAAUACUAAUAAGAAGACUACAUAAAAACUAUUUUGCAUCUCAG
Messenger RNA from Lobosporangium transversale, 1174 nucleotides. RefSeq names its product RNA 3'-terminal phosphate cyclase domain-containing protein. Gene Ontology annotation, cellular component: nucleolus. The coding region runs from base 55 to 1155 and encodes 366 amino acids. The record is from RefSeq and is a predicted model, not a curated record. The transcript has 7 exons. Gene Ontology annotation, biological process: ribosome biogenesis; endonucleolytic cleavage of tricistronic rRNA transcript (SSU-rRNA, 5.8S rRNA, LSU-rRNA). Lineage: Eukaryota; Fungi; Mortierellomycota; Mortierellomycetes; Mortierellales; Mortierellaceae. Gene Ontology annotation, molecular function: RNA endonuclease activity.